AUGUUUAAAUCAAUUUUAAUACUUUUAUCAAGUACUUUGGCAUUAACAAAUGCAAUUGACUGUUCAGUAAAAGAACUUCAGCCGUAUAAUUUGGAAUUAAUUAAAGGUAUUCAUACAGUGUCAACAAUAAAAAAUACACCACCAUCAAAAACUAAUAUUACUUGGAAUUUUGGAAUAUGUGAAACAAUUAAUAAUAAUAAUAACAAUUUAAAAGAUUGUCCACAAAAUUCAGAUAUUUGUGGUAUAACUUCAAUAUUAUUAGAUAAUAAAGAACCAAUAGUAUCAGAAAUUUUUGGUUUUAAUUCAAAUAUUCAAAAAUCAUAUUCAACACUAGGUAAAAAUGGUGAAAAUGGAGUAAUUGUAAGUAUAAAGGGGGCUAAUUGGGGUGAUCAAUUAAUAAAUGCGGAAUUAAGUUUCAAUUGUGAUAAAAAAAUUGAUAAUUAUGAAAUAAAAUCAAAUGAAUGGAAUGGUGAAACUUUAAGAAUUGCAAUACUGUCAAAAGGUGCAUGUAUUACAAGUGAUAAAGAUAAAAAGAAAAAUAAUGACAAUAAAAACAAUGAUAAAGAUAACAACAAGAAGAAAAAUGACAAUGGAGAAUCAUGGGGUUGGUUUACUUGGAUUUUUAUCUUUUUAGUUUUAUUUUUAAGUAUUUAUAUUAUUGGUGGUGCUUGGUUUCAAUAUAAUAAAGGUAAUGCAAUUGAUUUUCAAAGUGCGCUUAAAGAAGUAAUUGAAAAUUUUAUUGAAUUAUUGAAAAGUUUACCAAGUUUUGUUAGGGAAAUUAUUGAAAAAUUUACUGGGAAUAGUAGUAAUAGAGGUGAUUACAGUGCAGUAUAA
This is a messenger RNA of Lodderomyces jiufengensis, 834 nucleotides long. RefSeq lists its product as uncharacterized. Lineage: Eukaryota; Fungi; Ascomycota; Pichiomycetes; Serinales; Debaryomycetaceae. The record is from RefSeq and is a predicted model, not a curated record. The transcript has a single exon. Bases 1 to 834 code for a protein of 277 amino acids.